Spodoptera frugiperda (fall armyworm) is the source of this 3909-nucleotide messenger RNA. It is a transcript of the gene mio, whose product is annotated as GATOR complex protein MIOS. Gene Ontology annotation, molecular function: protein binding. Gene Ontology annotation, cellular component: cytoplasm. Gene Ontology annotation, biological process: cellular response to amino acid starvation; positive regulation of TORC1 signaling. The transcript is spliced from 12 exons. NCBI's taxonomy places the organism in Eukaryota, Metazoa, Arthropoda, Insecta, Lepidoptera, Noctuidae. Bases 146 to 2818 code for a protein of 890 amino acids. The record is from RefSeq and is a predicted model, not a curated record.
GUGAACAGUGUAGAAACUAAACGUAACAAAUGUCAAAAACACAAAACAAGUUGCGUUGUAGGUAGGACUGUUUUUAUGGACUUGCAAAACAAACAAACAUGAAUAUUCAUUGAGUCUUUUAGUUAAAGUAUAAUACAAUAAGAAAAUGAUGUCUGGUGUUAAAUUAGAAGUCUUAUGGUCACCUGUACACCACGAUAAAUUUAUAUUAUGGGGCCCAGACAUAACCUUAUACGAAGUUUCUCGGAUAAAGGAAAUUGAGAAAAAAACAACAUUCACUCCAAUAUCGUCAACAAGGGGUGCGACAGUGCUAGCUUCACAGAGCGCGAGUGGAGUCCGCUGUGUAGACAUUAGUGCCAUCCCUGAGCAGCCGGAGCCACUGCUGGCACUCGGCUACGCUAAUGGAAGGGUGGCACUCACCACAUUAAAGCAAACUUAUGACCCAUUAGGAUUGGUUGGGAGAGAGUUUACUCCUCGCUACUCUCGGCUCUGCAACUCAGUGUCAUGGAGUCACAUGGAAAACAACAUGCUGGCAGUGGCCAUGGAGAAAAAUCGCAGUGACCACUGCAUCCUAAUAUGGGAUGUGUACCGGGGAUCCAUACUCUCAGAGGAGGCUAAAGCAACUGAUGCUGCAUCAUCAUCAUCAGUCACAGAGGCCCCUCGGCCCCUGGCUGAGAUGGGGCUCUCGGAGACUGCUCACUGUGUCACCUGGGCUAACUUCUCCAGCCGGACUCUCAUAGCAUCCAUGAACCUUAAAUAUAUCAAGAUAUUUGAUCUCAGAGACAUGUCGAGCAAGGCCGUGAACAUGACGAGCACGCGGUACUGCUACGGCGUGUGCGCGGAGCCGUGCGGCGGGUUCCAGCUGGCGUCCCGCGGCGACGGCGUGGCCUGCGUGUGGGACGCGCGCGCCCUGCAGCGCCCGCUGCUGACGCUGCAGCACCCGCGCCCGCUGCAGCAGCUGCAGUGGUGCCCCACCCGCCGCAACCUGCUGCUCUGUCUGCAGCGCGACUCCAGCUCGCUGCGCGUCUACGACAUACAGCAGGCGACCAGCGACAACAAGGCCAAUAUGUCUGACAGCGCGCUGGCUGGACAAGCAGUGGAGGCGGAGCUAGAGGAGCAGAGCACCCCGGGCCCCAGCGUCAUCGAGCGGGACGUGACGGUGGGCUCCGCCCCCGCCGCGCCGCUCGUGGCCUUCAGCUGGCACCCGGCGCACGAGGCCCGGCUCCUGGCCGUGUGUGCCACCGGAGCCCUGGUGGACUACACCGUGUGCGAGCGGGUCACUGUGUCCUGGGGUGGCGAGGGCUCGCUCGUAUGGACGAGCGGGGGCGGAGCCCUGCGUCUGAUGCGGGACGACUUCUACGCUGCUAUUAAAGAUAUCUCGUACGUAAUGAAAAAGAGAGCUCAGACUGACUAUGGACUGAAGCCAGAUUUAUGGCAGAACGCAGACUUGGCAGAUGACGAUGCGCUGAGUGGUCUGUGGCACUUCCUGGCGCUGAGCAAGUCCCUGGUGGAGGACGGCUGCAUCCGCAACAGUCCGUGGAAGCACCCCGGCGUGCGCACCGUGCUGCGCUCCGUGGGCGACGGCGGGUACCGCUCCGAGAUAGUGCCGUCGCUGCUGCCCGACCUGCCCAACCGCCGCGUCACCAUCUACAGGAGUGCGGAGCGCACGCGCGCGCUGCAGCUGUGCGGGUGGGGGUGGGGGUGGGAGAACGCGCUGGCGGGCGUGGAGCGCGCCGAGGCGGAGGGCACGCCGUGCCGCGCGGCCGCGCUGGCCGCCUUCCAGCUGCGCGUGCGCACGGCGCUGGACGUGCUGGCGCGCGCGCAGUCCCCGCUGCUGCGCGUCGUGGCGCUGGCGCUGGCCGGGCUCAGCGACGAGCGCCUGUGGCGGGAGGCGCUGGGCGCGGCCGCGGCGGCGCUGCCCGACCCCUACCUGCGCGCGCUGCUGCGCUUCCUGGCCGCGUCCGCGCCCGCGCACCCCCACCACCACCCGCCGCCGCCGCACCAACCAGACCUCGCCGCCGUGCUCAACGAGACGGAGAUGCGUCUGGAGGACCGCGUGGCGUUCGCGUGCAUCUUCCUGUCGGACAGCGCGCUGCACGAGUACGUGGCGGCGACGAGCGCGGCGCUGGCGGAGCAGGGCGAGCUGGGCGGGCUGCUGCUGACGGGCGCCAGCCUGGACGCGCUGCCGCUGCUGCAGCGCUGGCUGGAGGCCACGGGCGACGUGCAGUCCGUGGCGCUCGUCGCCGCGCGCUGCUUCACGCCCGACCUGCUCAAGGACCCGCGCACUAUGAACUGGCUCGAUAGCUACCGCUCCAUCCUGGACAGCUGGCAGCUGUGGUGGGCGCGCUGCGCGCUGGACACGUGGGUGUGUGGCGCCGGCGCCGCGGCCGGGGACUGGGCGCCCGGCGCCGGCGACUGGGCGCCCGGCGCCGGGCCCGUGCCGCGCGCCGUCUGCGUGGCCUGCACCUACUGCGGCAAGUCCGUGGCGGCGCCGCCCGGCCACGCGCGGCCCCGCGCCGCCUUCACCCGCCUGCCGCCGCCCGCCGCCAAGAUGAAGCAAAUAUCUUCAUGUCCGAACUGUCGCAAGCCCCUCCCCCGGUGCGGCGUGUGCUCCCUGCACGUGGGCACGGGGGCGGGGGGCGGGGGCGCGGGGGCCGCGGGGGCGGGGGCGGCCUUCGGCUCCUGGUUCAGCUGGUGUGUCGCCUGCAGGCACGGGGGACACGCGCAGCAUCUCAUCAACUGGUUCAAAGAGCACACGGAGUGUCCGGUGAGUUCGUGUAACUGCCACUGCGCCACGCUGGACCCGCCCGACAGGCACUAGUCACUGCAAACUGUACCUUACGUCUACCUACGUUAGACCUACUUCAGUUUGUAUGGUAUGUGAACAAUCUUAUAUUUUGUCAUAUUCUAAGUGUAUCAAGAUUAAGAAAAAUACUAAAAAAAAAUUAUUCGCAAGAAAAUCCAUUUCUAAAUACAAUGAUAGUCAUCUGAUGUUUAUAGAUAUUCAAAAAGUAACAUUCUAGUCUUGGCCUAAAGUAGUGACAGCAAAUAUUUACACACUUAAACAGAGGGCGCCACUAAUACGUUUAUUAUUAAAAUUAUUUUACUGCUAUAAUUUCAAACCUAAUAUCAAAUUAACACUGAUUAUAAUGAUUACAAUCACUGAACACGAGUCGGCCCACAGUUUUCUGAAUAGAUGUCCGCUGGGAGUCCAAAAGAAGACUUAGUACUGUUUUACAAUCUCCUCCUUAUCGACGCCUAUAUUAAUAUCAGUGGUACAUAGUAGCCAAUUGAAGUUCCUCAUGACUUCAUAAUAUGAAAACUAAAUAUGUGCUGCACUACAGACUGGGCUUGGGUUAGUUAUAGAAAGUAAAUAAACCAGAAAAUAAUGUCUACAAGCUCAAAGCAAACCUCUUCUGUCUAUUUAUGUAAUAUAAGUAUUUUGUGUUCAUAGCGUAAGGCAGAAUGUGUCGCAUAUAUUUUUAUACCUAGCUGUAAGAGAUUGGUCAUUUUUGUACACACUAGCUUUAUCACAAAAUCAAAUGUAUAUAGAUUAUAUUAUGCUGUAUAGUAUUGACACAGCUGAGUAUGACAUGUUAUAAAUAACUUGUGAUUGUAUUUAGUAAUUUUGUAUUAUUUACAGUUAUAUGUUAUAAAUGUGUUCGGUAAUGUUAGUUUAUAAUAAUUUUGUUACUAUGUUGUCAUACUUACCUCAUUCUGUUGACUGUAAUGAUGAUUUCUAUUGCUUGCAUUUAUUGAGUGGUUAUAGACAUUUUAAUUAAGUAGCAUAUAAUGAAUGUCAAUUGGGUACUGAGUGACAACAGCUGUAUAUGUUGCUACUGAUUUGGAACCAAUGGAAUAAUGUUAUCGAAUGAAAUAUUAUGUAAAUAAAUCAAAGUACUGUAAAUCCCA